AUGCGAAAAAACUUAGAAGUACUGGAAUCUGCAAUAAUUGAAAGAGAAUUGAAAAUUACUAGAGAUGAGUUCAAUCAGCAAAAUUCAAAUAAUCACUCUGAAUUUGUCCAAAAAUUUUUUGACGACCACCCUGAAGAUCAUUGGGCAGCUUUGAAGAAAAAUUUAGGUGAUCUGCAGGAAUUACACAGACAAAUUCGAGAAAAAAGGGAUUUACAUUCACAAGAACAAGAUGAAGAAGAAAAGAAUAAAUUAAAUAAGGAGAUUGAUCAGUUAAAUAAAUUGGCUUCAUACAGAAGAAAUAGAUUUACAGCAAUACAUCAUGAGGCCUACAAGAAAUGGAAAAAUUUUGAGCUGCCAAUUCCACCAACUCGGAAUGAAAUUAAGGAAAUGCAAAAAAUCGAAGAGAAAACUCAUCCAGAAUAUUUGGAAGAUUAG
Meloidogyne enterolobii is the source of this 435-nucleotide messenger RNA. NCBI's taxonomy places the organism in Eukaryota, Metazoa, Nematoda, Chromadorea, Rhabditida, Meloidogynidae. The record is from the annotation of a GenBank genome assembly.